AUGCCAGAGCUUCAUCCUGUUCUCUCUGGAGAGCAGAUCUUGGAGCAAGUAGUAUCUAACAAGAAGUACUUCAACAAUACGCAGAAUGUAGAAGAACCAGAUAUUAAUGCAAUCAUGUCCAGUUCGGAUAAUGCGCUUUUAGCAGAAAUCGGGUAUAAGGCUGAAUUGACUAGAAACUUCUCAACGUUACAGGUUUUCGGUGUCGCUUUUUCUAUCAUGGGGCUACUCCCUUCCAUUGCGUCAGUUACUGCAACGGCUUUAACUGCAGGUCCUGCCGGUGCUCUCUGGGGAUGGAUCAUAGCGUCGCUUUUCAUCUUAACUAUCGGUGUCGGUAUGGCCGAAUUGGGGUCUGCUAUGCCUACUUCGGGUGGGUUAUACUACUGGACUAACUAUUUUAGUCCACCCAAAUAUAAGACCGUUAUCUCAUACUUGGUCGGAAACACCAACUCAAUUGCCCUUGUUGGUGCCUUAUGUAGUGUUGACUACGGAUUCGCACAGGAAGUCUUGAGUAUUGUGGUGAUUGCAAAAGAUGGUGAUUUCACGUUGACCCCAGCCAAAAAUUAUGGUGUUUUCGUUGCUUGUGUUGUGGCCCAUAUUUUCGUUACGUGUGCUUCCUCGAAACACAUUUCCAAAUUGCAAACUGCUUCAAUUAUCGUUAACAUACUUAUCAUUGUAUUGUACAUUAUCGCCCUUCCAAUUGGAGCUAGCCCAAAUUUCAAAGAUGGGAAAUACAUUUUUGGUCAAUUAGAUAAUUACUCUACAUGGCCAAAGGGUUGGCAAUUUGUACUCUCCUGGAUGCCAGCAAUCUGGACUAUUGGCGCCUUUGAUAGUUGUGUUCAUAUGUCUGAAGAAGCUCAUAAUGCCACAAGGUCUAUUCCAAUUGGUAUUUUGGGUUCCAUCACUACUUGCUUCGUUCUUGGUACUGUUAUUAUUAUUGUGACCACGGCAUGCAUUCAAACCGAUGACAUUGCUGGACAUAUUAUUGGAACUGAUCUCGGCCAACCUAUGGCUCAAAUCAUUUACGAUGCUUUGGGAAAAAAGUGGGCCAUUGCUUUCAUGAUUUUGAUCGCCAUUGCUCAAUUUAUGAUGGGUGCCUCUAUCUUAACAGCGAUCUCUAGACAAAUCUGGGCAUUUGCUAGAGAUAAUGGUUUACCAUUCUCCUUUUGGAUAAAGAAAGUUAACAAAAAGUUAUCAGUCCCAAUCAAUGCAGUUUGGUUUGGUGGUAUUGUUGCCAUCUUAAUAGGUUGUUUGUGUCUUAUCGGACCUGCAGGGUCCAAUGCACUUUUCUCUUUAUACAUUGCUGGGAAUUACUUUGCUUGGGGGACUCCAAUCUUUUUCAGAUUGACAACUGGUAGAAGUAAGUUCAAGCCUGGUCCAUUUUAUUUAGGGAAAUUUUGGUCUCCUGUUAUUAGUUGGACUGCUGUCGCCUUUAUUGUAUUUGUAAUUAUUAUGGUUAUGUUCCCAGCAGGUGUAAACCCUGACAGGGAGACAAUGAACUACACCUGUGUCAUCACACCAGGGGUUUGGAUCCUUUCACUUGUUUACUACAUGGUAUAUGCUCACAAAAACUACCACGGUCCUUGUAAGACUGUGGAUAUUGAUGAAAGCGAAGGAAUUUCUAUCGAGGGAAUUGAUGCUGCAUUGGACGAAGAAGAAAGAUCAAAUGAGAAAGCCUGA
Molecule: messenger RNA, 1677 nt
Organism: Dujonia railenensis
Lineage: Eukaryota; Fungi; Ascomycota; Pichiomycetes; Serinales; Debaryomycetaceae
Source: the annotation of a GenBank genome assembly